Messenger RNA from Arabis nemorensis, 1497 nucleotides. NCBI's taxonomy places the organism in Eukaryota, Viridiplantae, Streptophyta, Magnoliopsida, Brassicales, Brassicaceae. The record is from the annotation of a GenBank genome assembly.
AUGGAGAUUCUCACGGCGCAAUUUCUCCACUGCGCGACGCUACGGAAUCCAAACACAACCUUUCUUUCCUUAAACUCGAGACCACACAUCACAUCCUUAUCCUCUUCUUGUCUCUGCCGCUCUUUCCCGCUUUUAUCUCUCGAUGGUCUCGCCGGAGAGGCGACGCAACCCACCUCUCUUCUUCUCUCCGGUAGCUUCAACCACCGGUUUCUCAGUUCAUUGCUGCGGCGGCUCGGUAUUCCCGGUUCUUGUCCUCUACGUCUGCUUCAGGAAGAUGGAGAUUGGAGUAAAGACCAUUUCUGGGCAGUCAUUCGAUUUCUCCGACACUCUUCAAGACUUCACGAGAUUCUUCCUGUUUUUGAUGCGUGGAAGAAUCUAGAGCCUUUACGAAUCAGCGAGGCGAAUUACGAGAAGAUUAUUAGGUUUUUAUGUGAGGAAAGAUCGAUUAAUGAAGCGAUUCGAGCUUUCAACGGUAUGAUUGAUGAACAUAAGCUAUGCCCAUCUUUGGAAAUUUACAAUUCAAUCAUACAUGGUUAUGCUAAUGAUGGGAAGUUUGAGGAAGCUAUGUUCUAUUUGAAUCAGAUGAAAAAGAAUGAUCUUGUACCCGUAACCGAGACGUACGAUGGUUUGAUUGAAGCUUACGGUAAAUGGAAAAUGUAUGAUGAGAUUGUUUUGUGCAUCAAGAGAAUGGAAACUGAUGGUUGUGUGCGUGACCAUGUUACUUAUAAUCUGCUUAUACGCGAGUUUUCUCGAGGAGGGUUGCUUAAGAGAAUGGAGAAAAUGUAUCAGAGCUUGAUGUCUAGGAAGAUGACUCUGGAGCCUUGUACAUUGUUGUCAAUGCUCGAAGCUUAUGCGGAGUUUGGGGUAUUAGAAAAGAUGGAAGAAACGUAUAACAGGAUUGUAAGGUUUGGGAUUUCUCUCGAUGAGGAUUUAGUUAGGAAAUUAGCGAAUGUUUAUAUUGAUAACCACAUGUUCUCGAGGCUCGGUGAUUUGGGUUGUGGCAUUCGUAGGACCGAUCUGGCUUGGUGUCUCAGGCUUCUGUGCCAUGCCCGUCUUGUGAGUCGAAAAGGUUUGGAUUAUGUUGUUAGAGAGAUGGAAGAAGCUAGAGUUUCUUGGAAUACAACUUCUGCCAAUAUCGCCCUUUUAGGGUACUCAAAGAUGAGGGAUUUCAAGAGCAUUGAAUGGUUACUCUCUGAGCUAAGAACAAAACACGUGAAGCUUGAUCUUGUAACUGUAGGAAUUGUCUUCGACUUGAGCGAAGUUGGGUUCGAUGGUACUGGAGUUUUUAUGACUUGGAAAAAGAUUGGGUUUCUUGAUAAGCCUGUGGAAAUGAAGACAGACCCUUUGGUUCAUGCUGCAUUUGGGAAAGGGAAGUUUCUUACGAGAUGCGAAGAAGUAAAGAACCAGUCUCUUGGUACGAGGGACGAAGAAUCAAAGUCGUGGACUUACCAGUAUCUAAUGGAGCUUGUGGUUAAGCAUCAGAAAACUGUACCUUAG